This is a messenger RNA of Saccharomyces mikatae IFO 1815, 360 nucleotides long. It is a transcript of the gene MF(ALPHA)2, whose product is annotated as Mf(Alpha)2p. Bases 1 to 360 code for a protein of 119 amino acids. Gene Ontology annotation, cellular component: extracellular region. The transcript has a single exon. The record is from RefSeq and is a predicted model, not a curated record. Gene Ontology annotation, molecular function: mating pheromone activity. NCBI's taxonomy places the organism in Eukaryota, Fungi, Ascomycota, Saccharomycetes, Saccharomycetales, Saccharomycetaceae. Gene Ontology annotation, biological process: sexual reproduction; mating.
AUGAAAGUUACUUCUAUUCUUUCCACUGUUCUAGCGGUUACUUUUGCCGUUGCGACUUCCGAUGAAAAUGUCGCUCAAGUCCCAGCUGAAGCUGUUAUUGGCUACUUGGAUUUGGGAGGUGACCAUGACAUCGCCGUUUUACCAUUCAGUAAUGCUACUGCGAGUGGAUUACUAUUCAUCAAUACUACCAUUGCUGAUGAAGCGAAAAGAGAACUUAACACCACUCUGACGAAAAGAGAAGCAAGGGCCGAUGCCUGGCACUGGCUAAGCUUGAGACCAGGCCAACCAAUGUACAAACGAGAAGCCAGCCCCAACGCUUGGCAUUGGUUGCAACUCAAGCCAGGCCAACCAAUGUACUGA